CAUGCAGUGCCAAAAUGUGCACGACUGUAAAUGUUUGCACACGCAAGUUUCUUUUCAACGCGCGCAGUCUUCCAGCUUUAACAUAUUCAUACAUUGUAUACCUUAAGUGAUUAUUGAACACUUUCUGACAACUGUAUAUCCUAUCGCGUCAACGCAAAACUCCACUCGCUCGGGUCAGGGCAGUGGCUGUGAUAAAGGGACAAAGGUUAAAGCAGGUAGGUCGGGCGGAAAUUUCGAUUUAGUCGCUGUUGAGUGUCGCGAGCGGACAGUCACAGUGUUCCGUUGGAGUGUUUGACAUUUUCAGUUUCUGCCUGUGCAUUCAAAUGAGCGUCAAAGUACGACUGAAAAGUGAUGUAUGGUGGAUGUUUGUGUGUAGGUGAUGGAAAGGUGGAUACAUGGAUAAAUAAUGGUGAACAUCUGACCGCAGAUCAACUGUUAGAAGAACAAAAUAAACUUCGUAAUUGCAAAGAAAUUAAUGUAUACAAAUACGGAUAUAAUUGCAAUUAUUAUUAUUAUUAUAAUUAUUAUUAUUAUUAUUAUUAUUAUUAUUAUUAUUAUUAUUAUUAUUAUUAUUAUUAUUAUCCAAAUAAAUUGAAAACUAAAAACUUAUUUUUGAUGCCAACAUUCCAC
This is a messenger RNA of Gryllus bimaculatus (two-spotted cricket), 630 nucleotides long. Lineage: Eukaryota; Metazoa; Arthropoda; Insecta; Orthoptera; Gryllidae. The record is from the annotation of a GenBank genome assembly.